This is a messenger RNA of Mycetomoellerius zeteki, 514 nucleotides long. RefSeq lists its product as uncharacterized. NCBI's taxonomy places the organism in Eukaryota, Metazoa, Arthropoda, Insecta, Hymenoptera, Formicidae. Gene Ontology annotation, biological process: multicellular organismal reproductive process. The transcript is spliced from 2 exons. The record is from RefSeq and is a predicted model, not a curated record. Bases 14 to 514 code for a protein of 166 amino acids.
UUUUAACACUAGUAUGAGAGAUACGAAAUUAUAUGGAUUUUGUGAUUUUGUCGUAAACUCUGUUUACACAAAUCCUGAUAGGAGCCAUUUCAAUCUUGAUUUAAAUUUCAAGCACCUUUAUUUGAACGGUACAUAUGACUUUGGGUUACGACUACUGAUGCAAAUUAAUCACAAGGGAAUGAUUCAAAUUAUUGUAGAUAAUGUAAAUAUAAAAGUAAAAUUAGACUUGAAAAUGAUAACUAAGAACGGCAACAAAUACAUAUAUGUAUCGAAAUUAAGCGUAAAUCUCGACAUCAGGGACUUUAACUACAAGAUUGAUGAGAGCAGAAAGGAACUAGCUAAUUUUUAUGAAAUAAUGAAAAAUAUCAUAAAUACCAAUAAAAAGGACUUUGUGAGGCAAGUUAAAUCACCUAUAGAAAAAGAGAUCUCCGAAAAUAUUAUUUCAAUUUUGAACGAUGUAUUUCGACGUACUAGUUAUGAAGAGCUAUUUCCCGAAAAAACAAGAAUUGUCUAG